This is a messenger RNA of Porites evermanni, 897 nucleotides long. The record is from the annotation of a GenBank genome assembly. Lineage: Eukaryota; Metazoa; Cnidaria; Anthozoa; Scleractinia; Poritidae.
AUGCUUUUGAACAGGUAAAUAGUUAUGUUAACAUUUUUUCCAAAACGUUUAACGAUGAAACCAGGAUGAAACGGCGAUAAAACGAAGACAGGCCGAUGUAGGCUGAUGUAGGGACCUUAAGAAUUUUUAGUUGCAGACUUUUUCCACACUUAAGAUUUUUUAGUUGCAGUAAAAGUAUGCACUUAAGAAAAUCUAUUUGCUGUGUUUUACUACAUUUUUCAGUUCGCGAAAUGGUUUGACUUGUGCAUUUGCGUAUGCAUGUUACAAAUCAAAAAUUAUAAUCUGCGGACCACGCAGAAAACAAUAACAAACUUAUAAUUUUCUUUCUUUUUUCUAUCUUUCAGUUUAUGGGGCAAAUUUGGUGUGCGCCAAAAUAAACCGGUGACCCACUGCAUCACACAACCAGCUGAUUUGUUCCGGAUCCUGGAUGAUCCAACAUUUCAAAUUUCUGCCAUACGUAUCUGUUCCGAAGAUGUGAUGGAGAUCGUGACAACCACCGCGGAAGAGGAAUAUGAAUGCAGCUUUAAAACCAACGUGUUCGUCGCGGCCUUCAUGACAUCUCUUGCUCGCCUUAAGCUGUAUGAAGCGCUUGAUUUUCUAGGUGACCGGUGUUUGUAUUAUGAUACAGACUUGGUCAUCUACAAAACCAAACCGGGUCAAGAAAAGUUGCCGUUGGGGCGAUACCUCGGGCAGUUCACAGACGAGCUUGGUGGAGCUUCGAUCGUGGAAUUUUGCAGUGGUGGCGCGAAAAAUUAUGGCUAUCUCACCAAGAAAGGCAAGGUCGAGUGUAAGGUGCGUGGGUUUACACUCAACUACGAGACGCUCCAGAUACUUAACUACUACACCAUGCGGGAUAACAUCCUCAAAGAAUUGGAUCACCCCAUGCAGCAGCGGUGA